UACGCGCACUUUACAGAUCAACGCAAGUCGGUCUGAUUUGUCGGAGAAGCUGUCCCACUAUUCAUCGAUUUCUAUGGACGAAUAUAAGGAGAUAGCACUGCUCUAUGCAGAUGAAACAAGAAGAAAGGUCAAUGAACUUUGCUCAGGAUUAGAGGCAUGGCAGAUCAUUGCCUACUCUGUUGGGGUCACAUUGCUAUUGAACUGGCUCUACAACUUCCUGUGUCAUCCCAGGCUUACCAUAAAGCAGCGCAUCGUGCAAAACUUUUUCAAGUUUGUGAAAAGUCUUCCAAUUAUAAAAGACAAGAUCAAAGCAGAGAUAGACAAGAAUGUAUCAGACAUUGCCAGAGACCUUUUUCCUCUGAAGCCAGGUGAUAGCUAUAUCACAGAGCUACCUGCAAAAGGGCUUACCAGAGAGAAUAUCUUGAAUAAAGUCAAUAAAGACUACAAGCCCAUGGGGGGUAUUGAUUGGAAAGGGGGCAAGGUGUCUGGCUGUGUGUAUGCAGGAACAGAUGAGUUAGCAGCACUAGCAGCCACGAUGUAUGAAGACUUUGCCUGGACCAACCCUCUUCAUCCUGAUGUUUUCCCAGAUGUUCGCAAAAUGGAGGCCGAGAUUGUUGCUAUGACGCUUAAGAUGUUUAAUGCUUCUAAGUCGGGCUGCGGCACAAUGACAUCCGGUGGGACAGAAAGCAUCUUAAUGGCCCUAGCUUCCUACAGAGAUUUGGCUACAGAGAGAGGCAUUGAAUACCCUGAAAUCAUUGCCCCAGUGUCAGCCCAUGCUGCGUUUGACAAGGCUGCCCAUUACUUCCGCAUGAAGCUUGUCCAUGUGCCUCUAGAUCCAGUCACUCAACAGGCGGAUGUCAGGGCAAUGAGGAGAAAGAUUAACAAGAGGACAGCUGUGCUGGUCGGCUCAGCUCCGAUGUUUCCAUUUGGAGUCAUGGACCCUAUUGAAAAGAUUGCAGAGCUCGGUGACUACUACAACAUUCCAGUGCAUGUAGAUUCGUGCUUGGGUGGAUUCCUUGUCCCUUUCAUGGAAAAAGCCGGUUUCCCUCUAGCUCCCUUUGAUUUCAGAGUCAAAGGUGUUACAAGUAUAUCUGCUGAUACUCAUAAGUAUGGCUAUGCCCCUAAAGGCUCAUCGGUGAUCAUGUAUAGUGAGAAGAAAUUCCGCCAUCCUCAGUUUUUUGUGUCUCCUGAUUGGACGGGAGGCAUCUACGCCACGCCUACUAUUGGAGGGAGUCGAGCUGGAGCCAUUAUUGCUGCCUGUUGGGCUACGAUGAUGUAUUUUGGUGAAGAUGGAUAUGUUGAGAACACCAGGAAGAUUGUCUCUACUACGAGGAAGGUUGCUGAAGAAGUUGGUAAGAUCCCCGGCCUCUUUGUGUAUGGCAAUCCUGAGGUGAGCGUGGUAGGCGUGGGGUCAAAGGUCUUCAACAUCUACCGUCUGUCAGGAGCCCUCACCGAGCGAGGGUGGAACCUCAACUCCCUUCAGUUCCCUUCAAGCUUCCACCUGUGUGUGACCCUGCGUCAGACAUUUCCUGGAGUAGCCGAACAGUUCAUCCAGGAUGUCAAAGAGUGUACAGAAGAAAUCAUGAAGACGCCCAACGAAAAGGCGUCAGGAAGUGCUGCUUUGUAUGGGACUGCCCAAGCCAUUCCAGAUCGCUCCCUGGUAACAGACAUGGCCAGAGGAUACCUAGAUGCCUACUACUCAACUGAUCCCAUUGAAUAAGCACCAUAGUGUUAAAUUUUGAUUACCAAUCGUAUUGAAUAAGCACUAUAGUGUUAAAUUUUGAUUACCAAUCAUAUUGACUAAGCACCAUAGCGUUGAAUUUGGAGUACCAAUCCCAUUGAAUUAGCUCCAUAAUGUUGGAUUUUGAUUACCGAUUACAUUGACCAUAGUGUUAAAUCUGGAGUGUCAUGUUAGCAUUUGGUGUUUAUUCUAAAUCUUCACUAUAAAUUUGUUUAAACAUGUCACUGUUACUACUGAGGCAAGCAUGAUGUGUGCUCAUCAGCUAGUUAAAGGUUAGAUGAUAUUUGAUAAAGCACAAUAGUGUUACAUUUUGAACAUGAUGUUUGCAUUUGGUUCUUUAAAAUUUAAAGCAAAUAGAAAUUUGAUGCUGCUUGUAAGUAUCGGCUUGCGUGGUGAUGUAGAUAUAAAGUAGGCUUGCGGUAGCACCAUGUGAGAGAGAGAGAGAGAGGAUUGAGGAGUCCUGAAAAGGACUCUCUGUAAUCUUUCUUGAGGGUGUGUAGUCCUGAAAAGGACUGUUGGUGUAGUCUUGGAAAUUUGUUGUGACAACAUUUCACUGUUACUUUGGGUGAGAUAUGUACUCGUGAUAAUAAUAUUUACUUUUUCUUUUUCUUUUGAAUUCAGUAUGAACAUGAGUAUUGUUGGAUGUAUAUGAAAAAUUAUGAAUCGAUAGAAACAUAGAAAGAAAAUAAACAAAAAGAGAAAGAACUAAAUCUGUAUCUUGUUCUGUAAGAAUAAUUUCUUUUCAAUUUCACAAAGUAAUAUGUGAUUACUAUAACCAUGAUACGCAUCAAAUAUAAAUAAUGAAAUAAUUACAGGCCUUGUUUUUCAAAUACUAUGCAAACUUGUCAUGAUCCUUGUUCGUGAUUCAAUUGUGUUACCACUGCUGUUGGGUAAUUUUGGCAUAGAUAGCAAUCUUGAUAUUUUCUGGAGAAAUAGUAGCAUAAAAAGAGUUAGCGUAUUUGUGUAUUAAUUUUGUUACAACUUUUUUUGUUGGCAGGGUGUCAUUUUGUAACUAUAUGUAGGGAAUGUUUAAUGAGCAUUCACUUUUAAGUGUACUAAAGUACUUUACAUUCCAUUUUGAUAGUCUUGUAUUUCUAUUUUGAUUGUUUGAAUAAACAUCCUAUAUAUUUGACAUGUGCCAUUAUUAACUGUCAAAAAUUUAGUUAAAUAAAAAUAUUGGUAUUUUCAAUGAUUAUUAUAUGUAUAAUGUAUCACCAUUUGUGCUUCUAAAUGUUCUUAAUAAUCUAAAAGAUCUUACUGUAGUUUAAAAAAUAAGAGGAUCUUUCUAUGUAAUAAACAAAAAAUGAUUCUGCCUUAAAAUGAAUACUCUUUUGAUUAUAUUUGUUGCAAUUAAUAUUGAAAAUAUGUGUAUAAAUUGGUAAAUUGUUCUAAAUAUUAUAUAUAUGUUUACAACAUGUAUUUUGAAAGCUUUAUUGGUUAUCUUCUACAUCUUGUAACACUUGAAGUGCAUUGGGUGCUUUGUAAUGCUUCAAUUCUAUUUCAUCUAAAACUUUUGACAAAGAAGUCUUGUCUCAUUUUAAAGGGACUGGAUUGGCAGUUUCCAUGUGCAGAAGGCCAUGAUUCGCUGACACCAGACUUGGUGGAAAUACCAUUAAUGGGAGUAUAAAUCUGCACACAGCAAACCUGUUGGCCAGUCAAGAAUUACCCCCUAAUCGCUCUGAGAGCUUCGGGCAAGGGUGAAAAGCGAAGCAUUACAUAUGGUCUAAUGGUCAUAAAACUAAAGGCUAUUAAACCCUGGUGAUUGACAACACCUGUUAUUGGGUAAACACCCAAACAGCUGACUUCUAUGUGACUUUAAGUUCCAUUUGCUUCAUUAAUUGUGAAGAUAGGUAUGGAACACUGUUUGCAUUUAGAUGAAAGGUGACAAUAAGGACUCAUAAUUUGAAACCUGUUGUACAAGAGCUAAACUUGUUGCUUGCUUGUUGACCUCAUGACAUAGCUGAGAUUUCUAUAUUGUACUCUAGCAUUUCAUUCCUCCUUUUUUUUAUUACUUUUGUAUGAAAGGAGUCAUACUUGAUCUAUGAAUUUGUGCCUUCUUGAUUAACUAAUAGUUCAUUACGACUUCAAACAGUUCUCAACAAACUAUACAUGAUUAAUUGUUUUUGAAACUCAAGACAUGAAAUAUAAAUAUUGUGAUGAUAAAUAGUUGUGUAUUUAAUCUUUUGAGAUCCAUGAAAUUAUCACUUAACAGUUUCAAAGUCUAAGAGAGCAGUGAUAAGUAAGAUAAGCUGAGUACAGGUAAGUAUGUUUCUUAUGUGAAUUAUUAUUAUAAUUAUUUAUAGUAUGACUUGAUUAUAAUAUUUUCCAACAUAGAGUCUUAAAGAUUUAUGAAAUAUUGCUUGUAAACUUCUUCAAAUUGCUGUUUUAAAUCAAUAGUCUGGAUACACAUGUCCAGACACAUAACGUCCGGGUACAUGCAUUUGGUUUGAUAGUCUUAUAUGUAUAGUACUUGCCAUAAGGUACUUACCAAAUUUCAAAUGUUUUCAAAUUUGUUUUACAACAUCACCAGACUCUGAUGAAUAAAAUAUGUAGUCAAACAUUAAUUGACAAUAUAUAUUGUUAAUGCAAUUCCAUUCAAUUCAAUUGAACUUUAUUCCAUAAAUGCAAAUGAUAUGAACCAUACAUAUGAAUGUUUACAAUUAUUUACAGUGAAGUACAUGGAUAAAAUAAGUAGAACGACAGAAACAAGUUAAUGUAGGCAUAUUUAAAGAACAAAAGCAAAAGCAGAAGGGGUAGUCAAUAAAAAAUGAUUUGCCGUGGACUACUCUAAUUCAAAUGAAUAUCGUCUCAUUACUUCCACGGAUGUUUUCAUUUUCAAUGACUGAAAUUAAAUCAUGUUCUCUACCAAUAA
Strongylocentrotus purpuratus (purple sea urchin) is the source of this 4613-nucleotide messenger RNA. RefSeq names its product sphingosine-1-phosphate lyase 1 (gene sgpl1). Gene Ontology annotation, cellular component: endoplasmic reticulum. Gene Ontology annotation, molecular function: sphinganine-1-phosphate aldolase activity; pyridoxal phosphate binding. The transcript has 15 exons. Gene Ontology annotation, biological process: sphingolipid catabolic process; carboxylic acid metabolic process. The record is from RefSeq and is a predicted model, not a curated record. Bases 74 to 1720 code for a protein of 548 amino acids. NCBI's taxonomy places the organism in Eukaryota, Metazoa, Echinodermata, Echinoidea, Camarodonta, Strongylocentrotidae.